CGCCUGACAGGUAGCUCGGCUCGCUGCUGGUGCAUCCUCUUCCUCUUCCUCCUCUCUCUCCACGCCCUGCCACUGUUAUUAUCGACAAACAUGUCGCCCCCUGCAUCGGCCGCGACGGCGAGCGAAAGCAGCACCACCACCACCACCGUCUUCGAGGAGGACGCCAGAGAGGAGCAGAGACCACUGAAACAAUCCCUGAGCAAGUCACUGUGCCGGGAAAGCUUCUGGAAAUGCCUCGUCCUCUCCGUUCUCAUGUACGGCUGCAUGGGAGCGAUGGUUUGGUGUCAUGUCACCAAGGUGACGCGCCUCACCUUUGACAGUGCCUUCAAAGGGAAGUCCAUGAUGUACCACGACAGCCCCUGCUCCGACGGCUACAUCUACAUCCCCCUGGCUCUACUGGGCAUGCUCUACCUGGUCUACCUCGUGGAGUGCUGGCACUGUCACGUGAAGAACGAGCUGCAGCACAAAGUGGAUGUAGAGGGCAUCUACGAGCGAAUCCAGAGGAUGCAGCAGGCCAAACCCUGCAUCUGGUGGAAGGCGAUCAGCUACCAUUACGUUCGCCGCACUCGACAGGUUACGCGCUACCGCAACGGCGAUGCCUACACGAGCACCCAGGUGUACCAUGAGCGCGUCAACACCCACGUGGCGGAAGCUGAAUUCGACUACGGCCACUGCGGGGUGAAAGAUGUUUCCAAGCAGCUGCUGGGUCUGGAGAAAUCUGCUCUCACAAAGAUGCGCUUUACCAAGUGCUUCAGCUUUGCAAACGUAGAAUCAGAGAAUUCUUACCUCACUCAAAGGGCAAGGUUUUUCACCGACAAUGAGGGUCUUGAUGAUUACAUGGAAGCCAGAGAGGGCAUGCACCUGAAGAACAUCGACCUGAAGGAGUAUGUCUUGGUUCUCGCUGAUCCGGAUCGCCACCCUUGGUAUCUGUCCCAAUACGUCUUCUGGUUUGCGUCAUUCCUCACAUUCUCCUGGCCGCUCCGCGUCUUCACAGAGUACCGCACCGCAUACGUCCACUAUCGCGUCGAGAAGCUUUUCGGGCACGAUUACCUUCCCGUGACCCCGUGUGACGACAGGCCGUACUGGCGUCGCAUCCCUCGCGUGAACACUAUUGACAGCACAGAGCUGGAGUGGCACAUUCGCUCCAACCAGCAGCUUGUGCCGAGUUACUCAGAGGCCGGCCUGAUGGACCUGGCCCAGUGCCCGACCAGCUUCAGCGGGAUUCGUCAGAACUGCGAGCGCUGUCACAGAGCCAUCAGCUGCUCCUCCGUGUUCUCAAGGAGCGCCCUCAGCAUCUGCACCGGCGCCAGCUCCCGGAUCCCCUUCAGCAGCAGCCGCUUCUCGUUGGCACGGCGCUACGGCUCCCAGCGCAGCUGCUUCUGGAGGAGCGGCAGCCUGGACGACCAGGAGAGCCCCAGCGAGAACACCCGCUGCCUGUCGGAGCGCCUCACCACAGACGACGAAGAGCCGCCAGACUACGAGGAUGCGCUUUGCUACCCGGUGCUCAUCGUCCACUGCAGCGAGAACUGCCACAACCACAGGUCGUUCCACAGAAACGGCUCCUGUGUGGAGACUUCUUUAUGACUAUGCAGUCACUGACAGAGCUCGGUGGCGUGUCUGUAGCAUAGACAACCACUUUUAAAAA
This is a messenger RNA of Salarias fasciatus (jewelled blenny), 1645 nucleotides long. Its product is annotated as transmembrane protein 151B-like. NCBI's taxonomy places the organism in Eukaryota, Metazoa, Chordata, Actinopteri, Blenniiformes, Blenniidae. The record is from RefSeq and is a predicted model, not a curated record. Bases 91 to 1584 code for a protein of 497 amino acids. The transcript has 2 exons.